Molecule: messenger RNA, 5982 nt
Organism: Brassica napus (rape)
Lineage: Eukaryota; Viridiplantae; Streptophyta; Magnoliopsida; Brassicales; Brassicaceae
Product: protein KOKOPELLI-like
Exons: 3
Coding region: 3957-5453 (498 amino acids)
Source: RefSeq, a predicted model, not a curated record
UAUAUGUAUAUAUAUUUCUUACAUUCAUCUUUUAUGUUGCUUCAUAUGCAGAGGAAUAAUAAGGUAUGCAAGAUGUCGCACAUCUAGGUUGUGCCAGAAGCCGGAGGGAUGAUCUAGAGUCGUCUGAUGUAUACAUUAAUAUUUCUGAUGCUGGGAACUUGGGAAGGUUGUCAUGGCAAGAGUAUCAGGUGAGUUUUCUAUCGCUGUAUUCACAACCUAAACUCCUUUAAGUUUCUCCUCGAUGAUAUAUGAUCAUUAUAUGAAUGGUUAUAACAAUAGCUUGCUUGGGUUUACACCACAAAUGGGACACAAUUCGGAGACGAGUGUUUUCAGUCAAAUAUAAACCGUCAUGUAUAGAUACUACGCUAAGUUUAAUCACCUUCCAUCAUUUACCAUAUUUGGCGUUUGGUGGUCUUUUUAGCACCCUUUAGCCCAAAUCUACUAUGCCUAGAUACUAAAGCAAGCAAGAUAUCCAAAUUUAUCGAUGUGUGUUUCCUAUGUUGUUUGACUACAUCCAUUUGAUAGAUUUUUUUUGGCUGACUACUCAUUGGCCACAUGUAAAGAACAUGCGGGGAGUGUACUUUCGAUAUACGUAACUCUGCUGACACAAGGUAAUAUUUCUCUACGUUAAUCAAUACAAUUUUUUGUUUUUACCUUCUUAUCAUCUGACCUCCAUUUUUAACAUUUUCAGAAAUUAACAUUCACGUUUCUACAAUUGUAUCUAAGUAACUUUGGUUUGGUUCCAUUUUCCUUAGUUUUGGUUUGCUCAUAUUGGAUUAAAAAUAUUCAAUGAAUACUGACUUUAAUUAUUAUUACAAUAUAUUAUUAUAAAUUACAUACUUUUAAAAGGAUAACAUUUAUUCAUUUUGUUUUGGUUGAACUAAAGCUGAUUUGGUCUGUUUAGUAUUUGUCUAUCCUUUUUUCUUUUAAAUAUUGUUUACUUUUGUAUUUAUCGAAUAGGUUAUUUUUGGUUUAUAUACCUUUUUAUAGUAAUUUUUGGUUUAUACUUUAUAUACAUGUCACUUUGUUGUACUCCACUGCGUUCCAAUAUUGAUAGUAUGAAAUCUUUAAUCCAAUUGUUUUCUCAGGAUGAUAAAAUCUUUUGCAGAUGAUAAAAUCUUCUGCGGCUUAGGAAUGCGAAAUAAUAUUGGGCACAACAAGGUCAACGUGGAAAAGAGAUGUUCGAACCAUUGAAAUUUGGAAAUUUUUUACUUUCUUACAAACAGGAAGCAACAUUUAGGGCUUAGACAAAGGCUUCAUGUAAUUUUGGAAGCAGUGGUAAGAAAGAGAACAAUAUGUUAUUUCAUUAUAUUUUUGUAUAGUGUCAAGUUGAAGCUUGUGCUAACCAAUCUGUGAAAUUAUUAUAGUAAGUAAUCUAUGAAAUUACAAUAUAUAACCUCUUAACUCAAUUUGAUCUACAUGAAGUAGAAUAAAAAGUAACACUACAUUAAUCUACAUGAGAGUUAUGGAGUUCAAGAUAGACAGAAAAAAAAACAACUUCAAUCUACUUUUCUCAUAUUUUUUCUUAGUCGUGAUAUUAGUUUUUCAUAAAAUAUCAUAAUAGUUUACGAUUAAUUUUUGUGUUUUGACCAAAUCUACAUUAUCUAUGUAUUUGAAUAUUAUGGAAAUUAUGAUUUUUUUAUAAAUUUAAUAAAAUUAAAAAAAAUUCUCCUAAUUGUAAAAACUGUCAAAUCACAUUAAUUAAUUUUUGUUAUAUUCAUUUUUAUUCACUUAAUUUUUAGAUGUAUAGUGAAUUUUUUUUCAAAAGAUAAAGAAUCAGAAAUCAAAUAAAUUAGUGAGUAUUAUAUAUGACUAAAGAAAAAAAGGAAUCAACUAAUUUUAAAAACUACAGAAAAUUAAAUAAAAUUCAUCUAUCAGUUGUCCCAGACGAAUUUUUGCAGGUUUUAACAGAUUUUUAAAUAACAGGUUUUAGAAAAAGAAAAAAUUGGAUUGCAUAUCCAAUAACCAAAUUAUUGGUUCUAUCACGGAUACACGUCAAAUUUAAAGUCACUGAAAUAAAACACCCACUUUACCCAAUUUAAAGUCACUUAAAUUAAAAUCUAAGUUUCCUUAAAAUUUAAAUGCUGUAAUCUUAAGUGAAUAUAUAAAUUUACAAAUUUUAAAGUUUAACAACAAUUUCAUGACAUAUAAAAGUUUCUGACUUAUAAACCUAUGUUAAACGGGGCAGUUUUUUUUUUAGGUCUGAGGCUACAAGGAAUUUAAUUAUAGGACUUAUUUGUGAAAUAACCAAAAAAGAGAAAAUUAGAUUUUUAGAGAGGGAAGAGAGAGAUAGGAAGAGAAUGGAGGAGAGAGGGUAAGAUUUUGGUUAGAUAGUGAAUUAUAGUUUUUUUGGUGUUAUUAAACCCAAUUUCCCUUAGUUAUAUAUAUACACUCAAGUAGUCAAGUUGGUUAACUUUAUAAAAACAUUUCUAUGAGUUUUUAGUAAGAGUUAAUAUUGGCUUAUAUACUAAUAGUUUUUGUUUACAAAAUUUUAAUUUUCUUAAACCUAUUAGAUUUAGUAAAUAACACUGAAAUAUUAUAAUGUAAUCAAACCUAAAAUAUUAUGAGCAAAUAUUGCAUCAUGGACAAAAACGAGCCUUUAUCAAUAACAAAAUUAUGAAUAGUCUGCUAAAUUUUUACAUUUCUCAGACAUUUAUCUCAAACACAACCUUAAAAGUCUUUUUCCUCUUCUUUACUCUCACUGAAUACAAAUAACUAAAACAAAUUACAAACUGAUAAAACUAUUCACUUUUACAAAACGAAAUUGGAAGCGAAACAAAAUACUUAGCGAAUCUCUCAAAUGGUUCCUAACUUUAAUAAAGAACUCAGACAUGUGAACAUAGCCUUGGAUGUUAUAACUUUUGCAUUAUCUCAAGAUAGAGAAAAAAUAAUUGUUUACCUAGAACAUCCAUCGAACACUAUCAUAGGCAAAAACCCGGGCGUAGCCCGGGAAAAAACUCUAGUACAUAUAAAAUGCCCUUUUGCAUUGCCAUCGUCCAUAAUAGUGGAAUAUAAUCUGAACAAGUGAAACCUUCUUAAUCAUGCUUAUGUGUAUUCCUAUAUCAGAAGCUAUCUUCCCAUCAUAAUCUACUUCUUGAUAAAGCUUACUUUGAAUCACUGAUUCAUUCAGAUCAUAGUUCAUUAUUAUCAUAUUGGAGAUGAACAAUGAUCUGAAAGUGAUCACCCAAAAUAAAGAAACAAAAGACCACCAAUAAAGAAAUCAAAGAUCAAUCAAUUUAGUGGGAUUCUCUUUCCCUAAAAGCAGCAUUGCCUUUUUUUUUUUACAUCAGAGGGAUAAGAAGAUUGAAUAAUAAUGAAAAUACUGAACUAUGCGUUUGAAACAUAUAUAGAAAAGCUGUUGAGACUUGAGAGAACAGAGAGCCAAAGACAUUGUUCAAGUGGCUCCAAAGAAGUUGAAGACAUUGUUCAAGUGGCUCUUCUCUGCACACAAGGCUCACCAGAAGAUAGACCAUGGCUCUGAUUGGUAAACAUUGAAUAAUCUCGGAAUCGUGGAAAAAAAUAGUCAAAAAUCAAAAUAUGGAAUUAAAUUAGCUGCGGAAAAAAUUAAAAUUUACUAAACUGAUUAAAAUACUUUAUUAUAUAAUCUAAUAAUAUGAAAGUGUUGAAUUUGUCAAUAAUCAACUAAAACUUAUUUUUCCACUUAAUGAAGUUUUUCUUCGUAUUUUUUGUCUGUUACAUUUUUGCGUUUUCUUCAUUCCGCAACAUUUUUGCGAUUGAUAAAAUACUUGUGUAAUCGCAUCUAAAAGCGAUUUCGCUAUUCCGCAAGGUUACCGAUAAGAGCUUAUGUGUUUUUUAUAUAUAUCAAUUGGUUAUUGUGGUUUGAUAAUGUCAUAAUGAUAAUUUGUUAUAUAGGCAGUGCAUUACAGUUUACUUGGUUUUUUAGAGUUAACAAAUUUUCGACCGGUUAAGAGAAAAACCGGGAAGAACCAAAGUCGAUGCAGAGUCGUUACUGCCGUACCAACGGUUUAUUUAUUUGCAAACGGUUAUUUUUCCGUUACUCCAAUCUGAUGCAUCUCUCUUCUUCUUCUUCCCUCUUUCUUUCUUGGUUCUUUCUUAAUAAGUUUUUGAUGGAUCCUUUCAACUUUGAGACCGAUCUUCAGUCACUGAGAAGACUAUACGGUCUUCUCCACUCAAAUACAAACAAUGAAUCCAUACCACAAGCCUUUCUGUUAGAUGAGAACACUCAGUUUCUACUAAAGCGUUUGCUUGAUUCUGCGACCAAUGAGCUUUUGACUAGACAAACCAAGAUACUUGCACAAGUACAGUUAGGUUUGCCAACACCGAGUAGAAACUCAGUCUCAAGGGGUGUCAUUAAAUUGCCUAGUAAGGUUGGUUUAACAGAGGAAGUCGUUGAUUCAAUCGAACGUAUCGAAACACAACUUUCUGCUUUUCGUUUUUGCUCUAGUCGUGGUGAUAGAACAAAGACGUGCAAGUCACGCAACAUGCAAGAACACUCAUCUUCUGUAAUACCUUUUCAACGGUUAAGCGAGAAAGCAUUGAUGGCACGAAGACAAAGCUAUCAAGCUUCUGUGUCUGGUUUGAGGAGUACAAGAACCUCGAAUUUAGCACCUAGACUUCGAAGUGUGAAUAAUAAUGGUGAUGAUCGAACUUUGAAUCUUGAGUCACAAGGAAGCAGUUCUCUUGAUGAUCAAGUUGUUUUGGUCAGGUCACGUCCGCCGUUACCUCAUCGUCCUAAGCCAAGAGAGAGUAACAGAAUGAAACCAACUUUGUUGGAUCAAGAAACCGAGACAUGGGAUGAAGAGAGUGGUAACACACGGUCUGGAACAAGCUUACAAGUUUCUACGACAGAUCAAGAAUCAGAAGAGGAGUCUAGAGAAACAGGUUCAACCACUGGGUCAAGCUGGCAAACUCAUGGUGAGAGCGUCACCGAGUCAGAAGACUCAUCGUAUAAAUCAUCAGGGAGUGAUGAUAACUCUCAAGAAAGUGACUCUCCUCCACACAAAAGGAGAGACAGCUCAAAGGAGACUCUCCUCCCUCACAAAAAGUCUAAAGGGAGGCUUAAAAGAUUCAAGGAGAAGUUAGGUAAAGUGUUUCACCAUCACCACUACCACCACCACCACCAUGAGAGUAAAGAGCAAGGCCACAAGCCAUCAGCAUGGAAGCAUUUAGUGAAGAAACAUCUUCAGAAAAACAAAGAGAAGUUAGUCGAGAGGAGGGUGAAGUCAGAAUCUAAAGGUUUGGUGACUAAACAUAAGAACAAAGGUGGACAGUUUCAUGCGUUAGUGGAAGGGUUGAUGAGACAUCGUAGAAGACACUCGAAGAUGAAAAAGCAGAGCCAUGGCAGGAAGAAGAUGAAGUGGUGGCAAACACGUAGACGUCAAGGUGGUGUCAAGUUUCCUAAGGGAAAGAGGCUUAAGUUAGGAAAGACAAAUUAUUUGUGUAAUAAGGAUCAAGAACAUGAUGAAAACUAAGCAAAAAGAAAAGACCUAUAAACCCCAACCAAGCUGCAUUGGUUUAAAUAGUAAAAGAAUUCAGGUUGGAACAUCCAUCACCUAGAUUCGAUUUGUCUUACCAAACCGCAGUUUUUUUGGAUUUUCAGGGUUAUUAAAAUAACUUUUUUUCUAUUUUUACUGUUUAAGAAAAACAAAUUAUAGUAAAUUUUGUUUUUAUUCUAAAAUUUCAUUAUUUAGAGGAAAAUUGAAUAAAUCAACUAUGUUUAUUAUCAUGCUUUUUUCAUAAAUAAGCUUCUUUUACGUCCAUACCAAAAUUACAGAGAAUUAUAAUUUCAAUUCAGAGAAUAAAAAACGAGAAAAAAUAACAGCCAAAAAGAGACAUAUCAUCUUAUUUUCUAUUAUCCAGAUAGUACUUUCUUAUAUAUUGAGAUUUUUUGUUUUAACUUGUGGAUAUCUCCAAUUUAUGGAAGAGUAUAUACACUAUGUCUUUCGGCUUUUGAGCAAAAUAAAAAGUUCAAUGCUUAACUUUCCCUAUAGUAAUAAUUUU